CUUUCCUCAGUUUCUAAUUGAUCCUUUCUAAACAACAAUUGUUCUCUUGCACUGACUGUCACAUACAGACAUGAAAGCCAGGUAUAUGUACAGCUUCUAUAUGUAAAAACAGCAGGUUUGCGUAACGCAUUCACCUGCACAUCCUUUGUCUGUUUUUUGGUUGCAAUCUACUUGCUUUGCAUAUCUGAUCUGUGACAUUAAAAUCGUAACUGCAAACAUUGGCUGUCAGUGUCUCUUGUAGAGGAAGCCAUAACAGUAGUCGCUGAGACGACAAAAUGACUAUGAACACGUUCGAGUGUUUCACAUUUGCUCUUUUAACUGUCUUCCUUUUGCCGCUAAUAUCUGCAACCGUCGUUCAAGACUUUAAUCAUGUGGAGAGAUGCAAGGACUCCCUGUAUAUGGGGACGCCACCAAGAGGAAUCAUUGAAAGCAAACUCAAGAAAAUCUGUCAACGCUAUGCAGAUAAACCUCGUUAUGUGACGCUCUACGACCCUCGCAAGAGGAUUCCUGUUUACUCAGCUUAUACCUUCAAGAAAACAGAGGGGGACAGACGUGUGGAUUACCCAUGGAUGUACGAGCCACAGCUGGCAGAAAUUGAUGGCAAUGGAAACAUGCUUCCCUUCCCCACUGGCUACCUGCACAUGAAGUUUGAGGACAGCCAAGCGGUGUUGGAUGACUACUCUGAUGUGGUCCUCUAUGAGAGAGGUCACCUGAAUCCAGACCAGCACCAAUCCACUUCACACGACCGGGCCGCCACCUACACUUUGACCAACGUGGUCCCACAGAUACGGGAAUUCAACAUUGGACCAUGGCGUGAGUAUGAGGAGAGGAUCCGGGUCCGCCUUAAUAACUUCUGUCGUGGCACUGCCUUCAUAGUCACUGGCGUUACCACCAGAGGCAACAUGAUCCGUCGCAACAACCAGGACAGAGUGGCUAUUCCUGAAGAUGUGUGGUCUGCUUACUGCUGCACUGACUAUGACCGCAAUUCACCCCCUGACGUCCGCAUUCGCUUCCCAUCUCAUGCAGCCUUGGCCAAAAAUGCCAAAGAGAGCAACAGCGUUAAUGAAAUGUCAGUUCAGGAACUUGAGAUCUUUCUGAAAAAUAAUAUGGAUGUUGACCAGAAUCUUCAGAUCUUUUAUGACAACUGCAUUUCUCCCUCACCUCUUCCUCUGUACCUACAACACACCAUCUGAUAGCUCUGUCAGAUACAUGUGUCCAUGUGGGCCUAUAAUUAUACUCAUACAACUAUACACCUGUCAUAGGAGAUUUGUUGCUACUGUUAAGAUUAGAAAAAAAACUGCUAAAAGAAAUGUUUCUUACACAAUGAUUAUUAUCAGAAUUCGUUAUAUAUACAGCGUGGUGCAUAUGUAUUGCUUUAAUGUGGUUAUGUUAUAUGUAAACAAAAUAUUUGAAAAGUACUAAAUGUGUGUUGAGCACAUUUUCAGUUAUCUGUAAUAUUUUCUGCAUCUUAAAAUUCACAAGGAUACAGUAUAUACAUUUUGAUAUCUGGUCCAUAAUAAAAUGUACAGUAACUUGAAUGUUAACCUAUCCAUGAGAGCCUGUUUAUAUAUUACAUUUCUUAUAGAGUUGGACAACUUCAAUUAAGACAGAAUUCAUUACUUAAAGAUUUAAAGAGAUUUAAGGAUACUUAAAUAUACAAAAAUUAAAAAUUCAAUACAUGGGAAUUAAAUAAAAAUGCUUAUAUCUCAUACAUCUGUAAAUAACAAAUGAAAAAUAAAUAAACACCUGUCAUUCACCUUUCAAAAUUGUUGUUGCCUAAAUGUCCAUCACUUGUACUCGGGUUUAACUUUUUGAGGCACUGAAAAUUAUUAACUGUGAACUGUGUAAAUUGAUGGAUCUCAAAACUAAAUAUCUUCAGUGUACAUUAAAAACACACCAAGGAAAUUAGCCUGGGUCUUCUAUUACUUUUUGAUGGAGCCGUAUUUGGUAAAGGCAAAGAAACAUACAAAUAAAGAACUUGCAUAAUGCUG
Betta splendens (Siamese fighting fish) is the source of this 1991-nucleotide messenger RNA. RefSeq names its product endonuclease domain-containing 1 protein-like. The record is from RefSeq and is a predicted model, not a curated record. Lineage: Eukaryota; Metazoa; Chordata; Actinopteri; Anabantiformes; Osphronemidae. Bases 276 to 1193 code for a protein of 305 amino acids. Gene Ontology annotation, molecular function: metal ion binding; hydrolase activity; nucleic acid binding. The transcript has 2 exons.